AUGCUCCCCAACUACAACAACCACUGGCAAGAAGCCAGAAAUAGAAACACUAAUCGUCAACCAAACCAAUAUCACGUACCUUACAACGGCCCUGUCUUCCAUCGACCUCUACCACCUACCAAUCGCCGACCACCAACCAACCCAUCCAGCUAUAUCCCACCCCAUCGCCGACCUACCUACAACACAGCCUACCAAUCAAGAGGUAACCAUCGACCUGACCAACAACAGAAACGACUACCAGCCCACCGACGCCAACCAGUCCCCACUCAUAAGGAGGAAGAACCCUUUGUGAAGGUGUUCUUCCAAGUUUUGCAGUGCCUCCAUCAUUUGGCAAUCCUUACCCUUCAUCAGCAAGGCCAACCAGCAUUUACCUUCAAACGCAAAGUCUCUGAGUUGGAUGGUUUUAUCCGUCCAGCAAUGAAAACAUCAGCUGUCGACGCGAAUAUUAGAUCCCUCAAUCGGACAUGGCUCUGUAAGGUUACGCAGGUCCUGAUCGACCAUUACCAAACCACACUUCAAGAGAAGCUGACCACCAUUCGUACCAAGUCUUUAUCAUCACCUGCCGUCGACCGCAUCGUUUCUCAUGCCCUGUCCUGGGCCCGUCGCUCCUAUGGGAAACGUCUCACUCAAGCUGUAAUUUCCAAAUUCUACCAAACAAUCAACGAAACAAAAACCAGAGUAACCAUAUCUCUACCAACUGAAAUGGACACUACACCUGCACCAUCUAGAGCUACCACGCUGCCGAACCAAACCCCUAAACGAGCCCGAAGUUCACCUACCCCUAGUCCAGCAGACAUAGUGUCUCAGGAAAAGUUGAGACGUCUUUUUAACUUUCAAACGCGGAUAAUUCUUGACAUACAUGAAUUUGAAGGCUCAAAUUUCGACGAUAUAAUGAAAAGUUAUAUAAAACGUUAUGGUUUUGUACGUUGA
This is a messenger RNA of Lottia gigantea (owl limpet), 930 nucleotides long. RefSeq lists its product as hypothetical. Bases 1 to 930 code for a protein of 309 amino acids. The record is from RefSeq and is a predicted model, not a curated record. The transcript is spliced from 3 exons. Lineage: Eukaryota; Metazoa; Mollusca; Gastropoda; Lottiidae.